This is a messenger RNA of Toxorhynchites rutilus septentrionalis, 1977 nucleotides long. RefSeq names its product catalase. The transcript is spliced from 2 exons. The coding region runs from base 224 to 1738 and encodes 504 amino acids. Gene Ontology annotation, cellular component: mitochondrion; cytoplasm; peroxisome. Gene Ontology annotation, biological process: response to hydrogen peroxide; hydrogen peroxide catabolic process. Gene Ontology annotation, molecular function: heme binding; catalase activity. The record is from RefSeq and is a predicted model, not a curated record. NCBI's taxonomy places the organism in Eukaryota, Metazoa, Arthropoda, Insecta, Diptera, Culicidae.
UUAAGUUUUUCUUACCGACAACAAAGCUUUUCAGUGCUCCGUCCCUCCCGGUUUAUUUGUUCAACUUUUUCCAUUCAAUUUGAAUAUUUUUUGCUUCUCCAGUGACUUGUGGUAAUAGACUACUAUUUAUCCUUGUGUGUGCAACCAGGUGCUUAUAUAAUAUCGGCAGACUAGUAGUAACCACUUUGUGAAGUUAAAUUGCGCAAUAAAGCAGCGAAACAAAAUGUCUCGGAAUCCGGCUGAGAACCAAUUGAACAUCUACAAGGAUAACCUGAAGGAAAAAUCAGUUGCUACCACGGGAAAUGGCGCCGCACUGGGCACCAAAACCGCCACCCAAACCGCAGGUGAGCGGGGACCGAUAGUGCUGCAGGAUGUUCACUUCCUGGAUGAGUUGUCCCAUUUCGAUCGCGAGCGCAUCCCGGAACGUGUGGUGCAUGCGAAGGGUGCCGGCGCGUUCGGUCAUUUCGAGGUAACCCACGACAUCACAAAGUACUGUGCGGCUAAAAUGUUCGAAAAGGUUGGCAAAAAAACGCCCAUGGCUAUCCGGUUCUCGACGGUAGGCGGCGAAAGCGGAUCGGCCGAUACGGCUCGCGACCCGCGUGGGUUCGCGGUGAAGUUCUACACCGACGAUGGUGUGUGGGACUUGGUCGGCAACAACACGCCGAUUUUCUUCAUUCGUGAUCCGAUUCUGUUCCCAAGCUUCAUCCAUACACAGAAGCGAAAUCCGACCACUCACCUGAAGGAUCCGGACAUGUUCUGGGACUUUAUUUCACUGCGUCCGGAGACCACUCAUCAGGUCAUGUUUUUGUUUGCCGAUCGUGGUAUCCCCGAUGGAUAUCGCUUCAUGAAUGGUUACGGUUCGCACACCUUCAAGCUCAUCAACGCCGACGGUAAACCGGUUUACUGCAAGUUCCACAUGAAGAGCAACCAAGGUAUCAAGAAUUUGGACGUUGAUCGUGCGAAUGAGCUCGCUGGUUCGGACCCAGAUUAUAGCAUCCGUGAUCUGUACAACGCGAUCGCCAAGAAGGACUACCCGAGCUGGUCAAUGAAGAUCCAAGUGAUGACCUUCGAAGAGGCUGAGAAAGUCAGCUUCAAUCCAUUUGAUGUUACCAAGGUUUGGCCACAAGGUGAUUUCCCUCUGAUUCCGGUGGGUCGUCUGGUGUUGGAUCGCAACCCGAGCAACUAUUUCGCGGAGAUUGAGCAAAUUGCUUUUGCUCCUUCGCAUCUGGUUCCUGGCAUUCAAGCAUCUCCGGACAAGAUGCUUCAAGGGCGUCUAUUUUCAUAUGCCGAUACUCAUCGUCAUCGUCUGGGAGCUAACUAUCUCCAGCUUCCAGUGAACUGUCCAUAUCGUGUUGCCGUCAAGAACUACCAACGUGAUGGUCCGAUGAAUUCCACUGACAACCAGGGUGGAGCUCCCAAUUACUAUCCGAACUCUUUCGGUGGUCCGGAACCGUGCGAAUUCGCCCGUAAGCUGCAAAAUUCGAAAUUUCAUGUGGAUGGCGAUGUCAACCGUUUCGAAACCGGAGAUGAGGACAAUUUCACUCAACCCGCUAUCUUCUAUCGUCGCAUUCUAGAUGAGCCUGCCCGUCAACGUAUGAUUUCCAACAUUGCCAACCAUCUGAGCAAUGCAUCACAGUUCAUCCAGGAGCGCACUGUUAAGAACUUCGCGCAGGUCGAUGUCGACUUUGGACGUCAACUGUCCGAAGGCCUCAAAUUGCGUCGCUCAGCCAACUUGUAAGGAGUUUUCGAAGAGGAUUGGAGAUGCCGUUGGUACAAUCACACACAUGCAAGCUUAAAUUUUUAUAAUAUUUUCACUGUAAUUCAUACACGAAGGAAGACGGGGUUUAUAUAUAGCUGUGGGCAUGUAUCACAAUGUUUAUUUACAAAUUUUGCAAUGAAGAUGUAACUGUUAUAUUUUCUAGUUUUUAAAAUUUUUGGGAUUGCAUUUCAUUCCAAUAAAGUUUAACGGUUUCCUAA